Messenger RNA from Danaus chrysippus (African queen), 462 nucleotides. NCBI's taxonomy places the organism in Eukaryota, Metazoa, Arthropoda, Insecta, Lepidoptera, Nymphalidae. The record is from the annotation of a GenBank genome assembly.
AUGGCUUUACUAGCCAGAACAGUACAAGAACGCAAGGAAGGCUCGACUCUUGUAGUAGAAGGUGUGAAUGUUCCUUCGCCACGGACUGAAUUGUUAAUCCGUGCGGAAAAUAUAAAGGAUUUAGUUCAACCUGAAGGUACCCCAAAGGAAACCUGCUACAUGUGUGCCCUGGGCUUGGAUGUAAAGCAUACGGAUGUCUUAAUUCUGAGUCAGUUCGUCAGAUCUGACGGCUGUAUGUUACCUCGCCGUAUAACUGGUCUGUGUCGACGCCAGCAGAAGAAAAUUGGGAAAAUGGUGUCCAUGGCACAGAAAGCUGGUUUGAUGAUAAAUCUGACACCAAGUUUCUGUAAGAAAGAUCCCAAGAAGAGGUUCGGCUUUAAGAAGUUCAACUCGUACUUUGACGAAACAACAAUAUUCCAGAAGAAAAAACUAACACCCUUUGAACAUAUUAAGUAUCGAUAA